CUACACAAAACUCCAUGACGUACUUCACAAACCAGAUUCUAAAUUUCUUUCCGCUUGCAGAAAUUAAAAACAAUUCAGGACAUGACCUCACCUGUAGGUCAUCUAGGGAUCCAUUGUAUUGAUAAAGGGUAGAGAAGAUGUGUGCGGCAGCCAACGAUGAUGAAUUUUCCUUAGGAUCUUGGUCAGAAGUUGAUCAUUUUGGUGAAAUUGAACAUGGUUUUGAAACCGGAUUUCACAGUUUACCCUCAAUGCAUUAUGAUUUGGAACAAAAAACAGAAAAUGGCAAACAUAAUUGUCAUGGGUCUCACACAACUGUUUCCCUGUCAGAGGAAGAAUCAGACAAGAAAACAUUGACCCCUCACAUCGACCCAGCGCCAAAUGGAUAUGGUUCUAAAAGUAAAACGAAACCAAAAAUAUCAAUAAAAAAGAAUUCACAAUCAGAGCUAAAGACAUUGCCAGGAUUUAUAUCAAGCAAAGAUGAACCAGAGCAAAAGGAUAAAGUCAAAACAAAAUUGUUGUCAAUGUGGAACAAUAUGAAAUAUGGCUGGGCAGUCAAAAUUAAAACAAAUUAUAGUUAUGAAACUCCAGUGUGGUUCCUUGGUAAAGUCUACUCCAGCACACCUCAAGAGAGAGAUGAAGAUAUAGAGCGAUAUGGAUUAAUUACUAGUAUGGAGGAAUUCAAACAGGACUUUUCAUCAAGAAUAUGGUUCACAUACAGACAAGGUUUUCCUCCUUUACCAAAGUCUACACUUACAACAGAUCUCGGCUGGGGGUGUAUGUUAAGAACAGGACAGAUGAUGCUAGCCCAAGCUUUUGUCAUGCACUUUCUUGGAAGGGACUGGAAUUGUUGGAAAGGCUGUACUGAUGUGGAUCGUGUGUUUCAUAGACAAAUUAUAAGAUGGUUUGGGGAUAUGCCAGGUGAUCAUAGCCCAUUUUCUAUUCACAAUUUAGUGCACUAUGGUCUACGUAUGGGGAAACAAGCAGGGGAUUGGUAUGGGCCAUCAUCAGUUGCACAUGUUCUCAAAGAGGCCAUGGAUAAUGCCCCCAUAAUCAACCCACUUAUUGGUGACAUCUGUCUCUAUGUGGCACAGGAUUGUACAGUUUAUGUACAAGAUAUUGUAACCUUGUGUACGCAAAGAAGGAGGAGUUCAACCUCCACCAGCAUAACAUCAGAUGGCUCCUCCCACUCUGCAAACAAAACAACACAACAAACUGAAAAAUGGCGAUCUGUGAUCAUAUUGAUUCCUGUGCGACUUGGUGGUGCUGCUUUAAAUGUGAUAUAUAUAGACUGCAUCAAAGCUCUACUUGCAAUCCCAGGAUGCCUGGGAAUAAUUGGAGGAAAACCAAAACAUUCUCUGUAUUUUCUUGGCUGGCAAGAUGAUAAACUGGUGUAUCUAGACCCUCACUGCAGUCAAGAUGUUGUUGACACUAGAUCCAGAGACUAUGACACUCGUACAUUCCACUGCAUGUCUCCUCGCAAGUUAUCAAUAGAGAAAAUGGACCCGAGCUGUACAAUAGGAUUCUACUGUAAAAACAAAGAAGACUUUGAUGAAUUUGUUGUAAGGACUCAGGAGGUUGCCUUUCCCCCCAUGCAGAAAGAUCAAUAUCCCAUGUUUAUUUUCUCAAAUGGCAUGAGCUCUGAUGUUUCAAUGAGUAACUCUUCAGGAGAGGAGGUAGAAAAAGUUGUUAAAGUACGCCACAUCGAUGUGGAUAGGCAAGGGAAUGUAAUCAAAACAAGUAUGAAAGAAUCUGAAGAUUUUGUUUUUCUAUCAUGACCUGAUUUAAUCAGAUUACAUGCAAUGCAAUUUACAUAAUGAAAUUAAUAUAUAAAGACUUUGGGAUGGUUCAAAAGGAAGCUGCAAGAAGGACGUGCGUAGGUCACACAAUUCAAGAAAUUAUCAAUCAUACUAAGCACAAUGCUUUGUUGCACUGACUCUCAUUAUACUGAAGGUUACUGCACUGGACAUGUUAAACACAGAAAUGAGACACCGAUUCAAAUCUAGUCAAAAAAUAUAUAAUGUGAAAUACUGAUUAUAGGACAGUAGUGGAUAUCGUGAUAGAUGAUCAAAUGUUGUCAUAAUUCUCUGGUACUCCAUAUCAAAUGUGCA
This is a messenger RNA of Owenia fusiformis, 2108 nucleotides long. NCBI's taxonomy places the organism in Eukaryota, Metazoa, Annelida, Polychaeta, Sabellida, Oweniidae. The record is from the annotation of a GenBank genome assembly.